This is a messenger RNA of Uncinocarpus reesii 1704, 888 nucleotides long. RefSeq lists its product as uncharacterized. The coding region runs from base 1 to 888 and encodes 295 amino acids. Lineage: Eukaryota; Fungi; Ascomycota; Eurotiomycetes; Onygenales; Onygenaceae. Gene Ontology annotation, molecular function: DNA-binding transcription factor activity. The transcript is spliced from 3 exons. The record is from RefSeq and is a predicted model, not a curated record. Gene Ontology annotation, biological process: negative regulation of DNA-templated transcription.
AUGAGUACAGACAUCGUCGCUUUGGAAAAUGAGGUGAAGGAAUUCAAGCUUCAGCUUGAGUCUGUUCAGUCAAGCUUGCAGGUAGAUCCAGACAAUACCGAGCUCCAAAGCCUUAAGACUGAGCUUGAAGAACUUAUAUCACUUACCGAACAAUCCAUUGCCGAAUUGCGACCAGCAUCUGUACCUACGCCCGCCCAAUCGAAACCGUCAACUCCCCCGGUAAAAGAAAAGUGGUCUAAAGAGAACCAUCCAGCAUACCAAGCUGGUUACCGGAAAUCUGCCGUUGAGGCUACCCCCGUCGAAGAGCCUUUGCACUCUGUUUCGUUCUCGGUUAACGACAACGUUCUCGCCAGAUGGGUAUCUGGAGAUAACUCUUUCUAUCCAGCCCGUAUCACCUCAAUCACCGGUUCCUCCACAAAUCCAAUAUACAUUGUUUCCUUCAAGUCAUACUCGACCACCGAGACUCUAACCGCAAAAGACAUUAAACCCAUCUCUAAUGAUUCUCGAAAGCGCAAGGCUGAUGGGAUACCAGGAACACCAGGCCCGCAGUCUCUACCGGCGAAUUCCAGCGUUAUAUCCGCUGCCGCUGAUAUUAACCCAGCUCUAGCCAACAAGGCUCGAACUGAAACCGUCAAGCCUGCCGAUGGGUCCCGCCCUGCUAAAAUGCCUCGAAAAGUGAAGGCCAAUAAGGAUCUGGAGGCGGGAAAAGCAAAGUGGCAAGAUUUCGCUAGCAAGGGUAAAUUUGGCAAGUCUUCUAAAAAGGAGAGCAUGUUUCGUACUCCAGAAGGCGUCAAUGCUCGUGUUGGAUUCACCGGAUCGGGCCAGCAGAUGCGCAAGGAUCCGGGCAGGAGUCGACACGUAUAUCAGCAGGAAGAAGAUACCUACUAG